ACUUCAAGAUGGCAACAGUAGUAGAACUCAGCCACAUCCUUUCAACAUCUGAAUCAGCAGAAGGAGAUGACAACAAACUCAAGUUUCACCCAGGGAUGUUCCUAGAACCUCGAGAGAAGAAAAUUGAUGUGAAGGCACUCGUAGUCAAGAAAGCAAAGAAAACUUGCAGCUGUACUCCAGCCAAAGCAAAAGACCUAAUUUUCAGUUUCUUCCCUGUCUUGCAGUGGCUCCCCAAAUACAAGCUAAAAGAAUACAUCCUGGGGGAUGUAAUGUCUGGGCUGAUUGUGGGCAUCUUGCUGGUGCCGCAGUCCAUUGCCUAUUCCCUAUUGGCUGGCCAGGAGCCUAUUUAUGGGCUUUACACAUCAUUUUUUGCCAGCAUUAUUUAUUUCCUGUUUGGAACUUCCCGUCACAUCUCAGUUGGCAUUUUUGGUGUGCUAUGCCUGAUGGUGGGACAGGUGGUAGACCGUGAGGUGCAGAGAGCUGGAUAUGACCUUGAAUCAGAUAUUCACAGUAGCCUUCAUAGAGACUUGGUAAUUGGUAUAAACAGCACAGCUUUGCCCAUGAACCAGACAUCACAACAGCUGUUAUGUGAUAAAAGUUGCUAUGCAAUUGCGGUAGGAUCCACUCUGACCUUCAUAGCUGGAGUUUAUCAGGUUGCAAUGGGCUUCUUUCAGGUGGGCUUUGUCUCAGUGUACCUCUCCGAUUCUUUGCUCAGCGGGUUUGUCACAGGUGCCUCCUUCACAAUCCUGACCUCCCAAGCCAAGUAUCUCCUAGGUAUAGACAUUCCACGAAGCAAUGGCAUUGGCUCCCUCAUAACCACCUGGAUAAAUAUCUUCAAAAAUAUAUACAAGACCAACAUCUGUGACCUUAUUACCAGUGUCUUGUGCCUUCUCAUUCUUGUCCCAACCAAAGAGAUGAAUGAAUACUUCAAAUCCAAACUCAAGGCUCCAAUACCCGUUGAACUGGUGGUGAUUGUGGCAGCUACACUGGCAUCUCACUUUGGGAAACUGAAAGAGAAUUAUGGUUCCAGCAUUGCUGGACACAUUCCAACUGGAUUUCUGCCACCCCGUCCACCUGAUUGGGACUUGAUUCCCAGUGUGGCUCUGGAUGCUGUUGCUAUUGCUGUUAUUGGCUUUGCCAUCACUGUGUCCCUCUCAGAGAUGUUUGCCAAGAAACAUGGUUAUACAGUUAAGGCCAACCAAGAAAUGUAUGCUAUUGGCUUCUGCAAUAUUAUUCCUUCUUUCUUCCACUGCUUUACAACUAGUGCAGCUCUUGCCAAGACACUUGUCAAAGAGUCAACAGGCUGCAGAACUCAGAUCUCCAGUGUGGUGACUGCACUGAUCAUCUUGUUAGUCCUGCUUGUGAUUGCCCCUCUGUUCUAUUCCCUUCAGAAAUGUGUCUUAGCAGUCAUAACUAUAGUAAACCUUAGAGGAGCCCUGCGGAAGUUCAGGGACCUGCCCAAAAUGUGGUGUUUGAGCAAGGUGGACACGCUGAUUUGGUUUGUUACUAUGGUAGCCUCCGCACUGGUAAGUACUGAGAUUGGCUUGUUGGUUGGUGUCUGCUUCUCUAUGCUGUGUGUUAUUUUUCGAACUCAAAGGCCAGAAGCAGCAUUGCUUGGCUGGGUAGCUGAGUCUGAGGCAUAUGAACCCCUAUCUUCUUACAAGAACUUGCAGACUAAACUGGGCAUCAGGAUUUUCCGUUUCGAGGCACCUCUUUAUUACAUCAACAAGGAAUGCUUUAAAUCUACAUUGUACAAGAGGACUGGAGUCAACCCAGCCUGGGUGAAGGCAGCAAAGAAAAAGGCAGAAAAGCAAAUGCUAAAAGAGAAGAUGAUGAAUUCUGAGGGCAAACAAGAUGACAUCUCAGUGCAGCUUGUCUCUGAACCCUUGGACUUCCACACCAUAGUGAUUGACUGCUGUGCAGUGCAGUUCUUGGACACAGCAGGGAUUCGCACACUCAAAGAGGUCUGCAGAGAUUAUGAGGAGAUUGGCAUCCAGGUGCUGUUGGCUCAGUGCAACCCCUCUGUGAGGAGUUCUUUGCAACGGGGAGAGUACUUUAAGAAGGGGACAAGGCACCUUCUCUUCCACAGUGUGCACCAGGCUGUGGACUUUGCACUUGGGGCACAUAUGCAAAAUGGGAGUUGUGCUUCUGACUCAUAGUGCUGGGAAGGCAACAAUCAGGGCAGGAUCAGGAAAACACGUAGGUGUGAAUGUAAUGCAUAUAUACUCAGGCAGGUAAAAGUACUCCAAGAGCGGAGUUGCUGUUCAUAUACAGUUGAGUUCACAGAGUGCUCUGCUGCUUCAAUUUACCCUGCUGGCUAGGGUGAUUAGCUAAGUAGUGCUGAAUGUAGGCAUCUGUAACAUGUUCAUGACUCACCUACAAAACCUAUUGUAUUCAUGAUUCUUGUGUGUCCCUCUCAUCCUUCCAUGUAAUUAGGGCCAAAGAAGGAGCAGCUAGGAUCAAAACCCUGUCUGGCUUGGACUCUGAUAUGACAUCACUUGCAAUGGCUUUGACUCCCAGGGGUGGGAGAUAUGGGAAUUGUUCAGAGUGAAAUGGUUUUAAGUUGUAAGCACCUCUCACUCAAAGUUGCCUUGCUAACUGGUGUCUGGCAGUGUAAUGCAGCUAGAUAAGGACUGGAGGAAUGGUUCUCUCAUUUACACACUGGCCUGUAUGUUUUUUUGUUACAAUAGAUCAACUUUGCAGGUUGAAUUCCUUUGGAUAAUCUAGACUGAUCUUUAUUAAAAGUUUUUCAGAGCACCAUACUGCAGAGGAGGACUGCAGAAGGGAAGUAAAGAGGCAGGCUUAUUGCAGUCUGACGUGCUUAUGUUUAGUCAUCACGUGUUCUAGUAUAUUCGAGGAAAAGCAUAAAAAUUGGAUU
Gavialis gangeticus (Gharial) is the source of this 2878-nucleotide messenger RNA. RefSeq names its product sulfate transporter-like. The record is from RefSeq and is a predicted model, not a curated record. NCBI's taxonomy places the organism in Eukaryota, Metazoa, Chordata, Crocodylia, Gavialidae. Gene Ontology annotation, biological process: transmembrane transport. Bases 9 to 2159 code for a protein of 716 amino acids. The transcript is spliced from 2 exons. Gene Ontology annotation, molecular function: oxalate transmembrane transporter activity; bicarbonate transmembrane transporter activity; secondary active sulfate transmembrane transporter activity. Gene Ontology annotation, cellular component: membrane.